AUGCCGGGGCGCCCCUCCGUAGCGGGGCGCAGCCUCCUCGUCUCCCGCCCGGCCGGCCGCAUGGGGGGCGGAGGGUCGGCCCUGAGGGUCUGCGCCGACCACCGCGGGGGCAUCAACUGGCUCAGCCUGAGCCCGGAUGGGCAGCGCCUGCUGACGGGCAGCGAGGACGGCACGGCCCGGCUGUGGAGCACCGCGGACGGCCAGUGCUGCGCGCUCCUGCAAGGGCACGAGAGCUACGUGACCUUCUGCCAGCUGGAGGACGAGGCUGCCUUCACGUGCAGCGCUGACCACACCAUCAGAAAGUGGGACGUGCGCACCGGGCAGUGUCUGCAGGUCUUCCGAGGACACACGUCCAUCGUGAACAGGAUCCUGGUCGCCAACAACCAGCUCUUCAGCAGCUCCUACGACCGCACAGCUCGAGCCUGGAGCGUGGACAAGGGACAGGUGGCCCAGGAGUUCCGAGGCCACCGCAACUGCGUGCUGACCCUAGCCUACUCCGCGCCCUGGGACCUGCCCGGGGCUCCCUGCACCGAGGAGGUUGGGGGGCUCCUGGUGACGGGCAGCACAGAUGGCACGGCCAAGGUGUGGCAGGUGGCUAGCGGCUGCUGCCACCAGACGCUGCGGGGCCACACGGGAGCUGUGCUCUGCCUUGUGCUGGACACGCCCAGUCACACCGCCUUCACCGGCAGCACUGACGCCACAAUCCGCGCCUGGGACAUCCUGAGCGGGGAGCAGCUGCGGGUGUUCAGGGAGCACCAGGGCUCUGUCAUCUGUCUGGAGCUCGUGAACCGGCACGUGUACUCGGGCAGCGCCGACAGGACGGUCAAGUGCUGGCUGGCAGACACCGGCGAGUGCGUGCGCACGUUCGCGGCGCACCGGCACAGCGUGAGCGCCCUCAGAUACCACGCGGGCACCUUGUUCACGGGCAGCGGGGACGCCCGCGCGCGCGCCUUCGACGCCCAGUCCGGAGCACUGCAGAGGGUGUUCCGCGGCCACGCCUUCGUCAUCAACUGCAUCCAGGUGCACGAACAGGUGCUGUACACGGCGUCGCACGACGGCGCGCUGCGCCUCUGGGACGUGCGCGGCCUCCCGUGCGCGCCGCCGCCGCGUCCCGCCGCCCCCGCGCGCAGCCGUUCCCGCCUCUUCAGCAACAAGGUGGGCUGCGCCGCCGCGCCCCUGCAGCCCGCCUGAGCGCCCCGACUCUGCCCGGCCUCGGUGUCCGUGGAUUCUGAAGCCCCUCCCGU
Enhydra lutris kenyoni (northern sea otter) is the source of this 1244-nucleotide messenger RNA. Its product is annotated as WD repeat domain 86. Bases 1 to 1191 code for a protein of 396 amino acids. The transcript has 6 exons. NCBI's taxonomy places the organism in Eukaryota, Metazoa, Chordata, Mammalia, Carnivora, Mustelidae. The record is from RefSeq and is a predicted model, not a curated record. Gene Ontology annotation, molecular function: protein binding.